GAAUUCCAGCUUCCCUAAUAAUUAUUGUACAUCAAAAGACAUUAGAAACUAUUUGUAGAGGAUUGAAAUCUGUAUUGGAAAUAACUGUUAAAAUUGGUCUACGUAAUUAAACAUAUUCCAAAAUUUUGUAAAAAUGUAAUACAUUUUAGUUUUCAGCCCAAACUUAGGCCACACACAAUGCAAUAAUGUUCACAUUUUUGAACUGUCAAUAUUUUUAUUUUAUCAUCUAUUGUUUAAAAACAAUACAGUUGAUAAGAUACCCUCAGUUACGGAGAAAGGAUUAAUAAUAAAGAUUUUUUUAUUCAGUCAAUGGUGUGAGCACUGUCAGUUAAAUAGUAACGUGUGGCCUUACUUUUAAGGCGGCUGCACAAUUGCCCGGGAACGGGAACGAGAACGGAAACGGGAAAAAAGUUAACCUCUACGUAAAUUAAUGUUGUAGAUGCACAAUAACCGAGAACGAGAAGCUGUCCGGUAACGGGAACGGGAAAGUUGACCAUGUUUUAACUUUCUCGUUCCCGUUGUAUUCCCGGAACCAAUCAGAAGGCAGUAUUAAAAAUACUGUCAAAUGCCCAAUAAAAAUUUGUUAUUAGAAGUGUGUGACCAAGUUUUAGUGACAAUUUUUAUACAUUUUGCAUUAAAAUAAAUGACGAACGAUUGAUUUCUUUAUUGGAAAAAUGUCCUCAUCCGUAUGAUUGAUGUAGAUCAUAGUACGUACUUAUAUGGUCAUUAGAUACAAUAAUAAUAUAAAUAUUUGAAUGAUAUGCUUUUUAUCUUUAUGCUGACAAACCUUUGCGAUUGCACACAUAUUGUGUAAAUUAGUUCCAAGAUCAUAAAAAACGAAAAUAUUAAAAGCUCGUCAUCAAAUAAAUCCAUAUUUUUAGAGUUAACAGACAUGUUCUUUUAAUAAAAUUAGAAAAAGAUCGUUCCACAAAAUUUAUUUUGAGAAGAAAAAUAAUUAAUAGCACAAGUGACAGUGACACAAAACAGCUGUUUACCAUUUAAUUGUGAAUCUGCUGAUGCUUUCAGUUUCCGUUCUCGUUCCCGUUCCCGGUCAAUUGUGCAGCCGCCUUUACACGCAUACCCGGUAUGCGUAUGUUUCACCACCCGGUAUAAGAUAAAAUGUGUAAUAUUUGUCUAAUUAUUUCAUAAUAACACAAAUAAUACACAAUAACACACAUUCAAUGAUCGAAAAUCGUUUAAAAAUAUGGGAAUGUAAACUCUUGUGACGUAAAGUCAAAAAUAUAAGUCUCCCCACCACCGUCGGACAAGACAACCGUAAUAAAGUCUAAUAACCGUGGGAACAAACCUUUAGAACAACUACAUCAAACAUAACCGAAUUCUGUUUUCUGGGUCUAUAUUUACGUCAUUGUCAAUUGUCGUUGUCAAAAGAAUAUGGAAAGUGGAAGAGUGGAAGUGGAAAGUUUGAAAGUUUAAAAACAUAAUUGUAUAAUAUAUUAUAUUUUUUAUCUAUGGUUUAAAAAUAUCAAUGUGAUGUGAACACAAAAGGCAGUUCUGGAUUGAGAUGGAUGUAAACAUAAAAUUGCAGUUGUUACAUAAAUCAAAUUUAAUAACAUGGAAAUAAAACAAGAAGUUGGUGAAAAAACUUUAAAAGUAGAAAUAGAUGACCAGUGUGUUGGUCCUUUGGAUGUCUUCAAAAUAGAAAUCAAGGAAGAACCCAAAAGAGAGACUGCGUACCAGACAUUUGAUUAUUUAGACUGGAAUGAAUUCACUGAAGUAGAAGGAGGUGAAGAUAAAUUUAUACCAUUUAAAGAAGAUCAAACAACAAAUGAAGAAAGUUGUCCCCAGGAAGAGAACAAACCUAACAUUAUGGAAACGUUACUUUCAUCUCACAAAGAUACAGGUCAACAUGAUAAAGGAAAAAUAUUAAAUAAAAAUGUGAAAGUUGGGACUGGACAAAGACCUUACAAAUGUGAAAUUUGUUUCAAGCAGCUCACUACUGAAAGUCAUUUGAAAAGACAUUUGAGUAGACAUACUAGUGAUAGACGUCACCAGUGUGAAAUUUGUUUGAAGCAGUUUAGUCAAGCAGGUACUUUGAAAACACAUUUGAGAACACACACUGCAGAAAAGCCUUUUAAGUGUGAAAUUUGUUUGAAGCAGUUUAGUCAAGCAGGUACUUUGAAAACACAUUUGAGAACACACACUGCAGAAAAGCCUUACAAGUGUGAAAUUUGUUUUAAGAAAUUUAAUCACGGUGGAAAUUUGAAAACACAUUUGACAACACACACUGGAGAAAAACCUCACCAGUGUGAAAUUUGUUUGAAGCAGUUUUAUCGAAAAGAUAAUUUGAAAACACAUUUGAGAACACACACUGGAGAAAAACUUCACCAAUGUGAAAAGCCUCGCCAAUGUGAGGCUUUUUUCCAGUGUGAAAUCUGUUUUAAACAAUUUAGUGCAGCAGGUAGUUUGAAAAUGCAUUUGAGAACACACACUGGAGAAAAGCCUUAUAAGUGUGAUAUUUGUUUGAAGCAGUUUUCUCGGACAGAUCUAUUGAAAACACAUUUGAGAACACACACUUUAGAGAAACCUCACCAGUGUGAAAUUUGUUUGAAGCAGUUUGGUAAAAAAUGUGAUUUGAAAACACAUUUGAGAACACACACUGGAGAAAAGCCUUAUAAGUGUGAUAUUUGUUUGAAGCAGUUUUCUCGGACAAAUCAUUUGAAAACACAUUUGAGAACACACACUUUAGAGAAACCUUACCAGUGUGAAAUUUGUUUGAAGCAGUUUUGUCAAAAAAAUAAUUUAAAAGCACAUUUGAGAACACACACUGGAGAAAAACCUUACAAGUGUGAAAUUUGUUUGAAACAGUUUAGUGAAGCAGGUAGUUUGAAAAUACAUUUGAGAGUGCACACUGGAGAAAAACCGUACAAGUGUAAAAUUUGUUUUAAACUGUUUAGUAGUUUAAGUACAUUAAAAGUCCAUUUGAGAGUGCACACUGGAGAAAAACCGUACAAGUGUGAAAUUUGUGUUAAACAGUUUAGUGAAGCAGGUAGUUUGAAAAAACAUUUGAGAAUACACACUGGAGAGAAAUCUCACCAGUGUGAAAUUUGUUUGAAACAGUUUUAUCGAAGAGGUGAUUUGAAAAAACAUUUGAGAGUGCACACUGGAGAAAAGCCUUAAGGUAAUAGAACUAUUAGUUGACAGUGAUCCAGAAAAUACAUACAGUUGAGAGUGCACACUGGAGAAAACCUUACAGUACACAAGUGUGAAAUUUGUUUUAAACUGUUAAGUAAAGCAAGUACAUUGAAAGUCCAUUUGAGAGUACACACUGGAGAAAAACCGUACUAGUGUGAAAUUUGUUUUAAACAGUUUAGUCAAACAAGUAUAAUGAAAGUCCAUUUGAGAGUGCACACUGGAGAAAGACGUACAAGUGUGAAAUUUGUUUGAAGCAGUUUAUUCGUAGAAGCGUUGAUUGAGGUAUUGGAGAAGAUAUCGCAUGUUACGAAAGAAAACGAGACCUCUGCUAUAUUCGCCUCAUAGAUGGCAGGCCAAAAGCCAUCUAGUGAGCAGAUAUGUGAAUCUCUAACCCUUAGAAAGAUAAAGAAAUUUGUAUAAAA
Molecule: messenger RNA, 3575 nt
Organism: Diabrotica virgifera virgifera (western corn rootworm)
Lineage: Eukaryota; Metazoa; Arthropoda; Insecta; Coleoptera; Chrysomelidae
Product: zinc finger protein 227-like
Exons: 2
Coding region: 1573-3138 (521 amino acids)
Biological process (GO): regulation of transcription by RNA polymerase II
Cellular component (GO): nucleus
Molecular function (GO): DNA-binding transcription activator activity, RNA polymerase II-specific; RNA polymerase II cis-regulatory region sequence-specific DNA binding
Source: RefSeq, a predicted model, not a curated record